Messenger RNA from Venustampulla echinocandica, 942 nucleotides. RefSeq names its product Mitochondrial RNA splicing protein-like protein. Lineage: Eukaryota; Fungi; Ascomycota; Leotiomycetes; Helotiales; Pleuroascaceae. The coding region runs from base 1 to 942 and encodes 313 amino acids. Gene Ontology annotation, cellular component: mitochondrial membrane. The transcript is spliced from 8 exons. The record is from RefSeq and is a predicted model, not a curated record. Gene Ontology annotation, molecular function: ferrous iron transmembrane transporter activity. Gene Ontology annotation, biological process: iron import into the mitochondrion.
AUGGCCCACCCAGAUGCGCAACCCGUCGAGGAGCACGAGUAUGACUAUGAAGCUCUACCGCCAAAUUUUUCGUUGGUCCAGAACAUGGCUGCAGGCGCGUUUGCUGGCAUAGCGGAACAUACUGUCAUGUACCCUAUCGAUGCAAUUAAGACUCGCAUGCAAAUCCUCAAUCCAACCCCCUCGGCUGUCUAUAACGGCAUGAUACAUGGAGGAUACAGAAUAGCUGCCGGGGAAGGAUUUAUGAGUCUGUGGCGAGGCAUGUCAAGUGUGGUGGUAGGAGCAGGACCCGCCCAUGCUGUCUAUUUUGCUACAUACGAAGCUGUAAAACAUGUCAUGGGAGGCAACCAAGCCGGCAUGCAUCAUCCACUUGCUGCGGCCACAAGCGGUGCUUGCGCAACAAUUGCGAGCGAUGCUUUGAUGAACCCAUUCGAUGUUAUUAAACAGCGCAUGCAAAUCCAUAACUCAAGCAAGAUGUACAAAUCCAUGUUUGACUGCGCGAGAUAUGUCUACAAAAGCGAGGGUAUUUCCGCAUUCUACGUCUCAUACCCAACAACCCUUUCUAUGACCGUCCCUUUCACCGCGCUCCAAUUCCUCGCAUACGAGUCGAUUUCGACGGCGAUGAACGCGACCAAGGCUUAUGAUCCAUUGACGCAUUGUCUGGCUGGCGGUGUUGCAGGAGGAUUUGCCGCGGCCCUGACGACUCCGAUGGAUGUGGUGAAGACGAUGUUGCAGACGAGAGGAACAGCCUCGGAUGCUGAGUUGAGGAAUGUAAACGGGUUUAUGCAGGGUGCUCGGUUAUUGCAUGAGAGAGAGGGCUUCCGAGGUUUCUUUAAGGGAGUCAGACCUCGUGUUGUUACGACAAUGCCCAGUACUGCUAUUUGUUGGUCGGCCUACGAGGCUUGCAAGGCAUACUUCAUCAAGCAGAAUGAUCUAGUGGUCUAA